AAACAGAAACCGGUAUCUCAAGUUCGUCUGUUUAUUAUCAGGAGUUUUCCUGUAGAGUGUAUAGGUUGUUAUAAGUCAGUGUUUUAACUUUUAUCUUAAACAUGGCUGAAGAAAAGCGCAAAUAUGAUGCGGUAGUUUUUGGAGCAAGUGGUGUUACUGGGCAAUAUGUAGUUGAAGAAUUAGCUCUUCACACUAUAGGAAUAAACUGGUGUAUAGCCGGUCGGAAUUUGGAAAAAUUGCAGGAGACUUUAAGAGACAUUGGCAGUUCAAUAAGCAAAGAUUUGAGUGAUAUUAAGAUUCUCAUAGCCGAUGUAAAUGAUGAUUCAUCUUUGGACAACAUGUGCACAAGUACAAAACUCGUACUGAAUUGUGUUGGACCUUAUCGAUUUUUUGGAGAAAAACUUGUUCAGCAUUGCAUAAAGAAUAAAACUCAUCAUAUUGAUGUCAGUGGUGAACCACAGUUUUUAGAAACUAUCCAAGUUAAAUAUUUUGAUGAAGCAAAAGAACAGAAUGUAUAUAUUAUUGGUGCUUGUGGCUUUGAUAGCAUACCUUGUGAUAUGGGAAUAGAAGUUUUGCGUAAAAAAUUUGGUGGGGACUUGCAUUCUGUAGAAACAUAUCUGAAGGCAAAACUUCCACCAGGUAACACUGUCAAUUUUGGAACUUGGCAGUCUGCUAUAUAUGGUCUAGCACAUUCAGAUGAAUUGAAACCACUCAGGAAAGAGCUGAAAGAAAAGAUUUUUACCAAAGGAUUACGAAAGCCAGAUUAUCAUUUAAAGAAAAGACCUCUUCUGUUCAAAAGCAAAGAAGCUAAAGGCUGGUGCAUUCCAUUUAUAGGUAGUGAUAGAUCUGUUGUAUUAAGAACACAGAUGUACAAUUAUCAAUUUAAGAAUGAAAGACCAGUUCAAGUUCAAACAUAUAUGAAAACUUAUUCCCUGUUUUAUGCUUUGGUGACAUUACUAAUGGGUGGAAUUUUUAUGCUGAUGACGAAAUUUGUAAUGGGUCGUUAUUUACUGGAAAGGUUUCCUGAACUUUUUUCUCUUGGUGUCUUCAGCCGAACACCCCCAGUGAAAGAAAAGGCCUCUGGUGGUUCUUUUGAAUUCAUAUUCAAGGCUAAAGGAUGGUCUGAGAAACUUUUAGAUCCAUCUGAUAAACACGCAAGUCCUCCAAAUAAAACAGUAAAAGCAGUUUUAAAAGGCCCAGAUCCUGGCUAUAUAACAACAGCUAUCUGUAUUGUUAGUGCAGCUGUAGUUGUACUACUUGAGCAUGAUCAUCUUCCAAAAAAGGGUGGUGUCUUUACUCCUGGUGCUGCUUUUAGUGAUACAAGUCUUAUGGAAAAAUUGGAAGCAAGAGGAAUCAGCAUGAAUAUUGCAGAGUUAUAAAUUUAAAUAUACUAAUUUUGUGUUGCAAAUUAAAUGCCAAUUUUCAUUUUAUAUUAUAAAUGAAGUACAUACAUUUCAGAAAUACUAUAAUAAAAGAUUUAUUUUUCUUUUUGC
This is a messenger RNA of Stegodyphus dumicola, 1493 nucleotides long. RefSeq names its product saccharopine dehydrogenase-like oxidoreductase. Gene Ontology annotation, biological process: glycolipid biosynthetic process. NCBI's taxonomy places the organism in Eukaryota, Metazoa, Arthropoda, Arachnida, Araneae, Eresidae. Gene Ontology annotation, cellular component: mitochondrion; lipid droplet; plasma membrane. The record is from RefSeq and is a predicted model, not a curated record.